AAAGAUUAUACUAUGCUUUCUUUCUCUUCGUUAGAUAUACACUUUUGUACAGUAUAGCUUCAGGAUUUCGCUAGCCCUGUCCUAACUAACUUGGAGGCCUUGCCCUUGCUGAAAGUUCAUAUCAGCUAGGGAAUAAAAACACUUAUGUCCGAAGGGGGCGACGAUAACGACCUCUUUGGCGAGGCGCUGGGCGUCGAGGAGGCCAGCAUCCAGCAGGGAAAGGAAGAUGGCGUCAGGGACGGAAUGCUAGCAGGAAUGGCCGAGGGUCGUGAACUCGGCGUACAGAAAGGCUACGAGAUAGGUCAGGAGGUUGGCUUCUAUGCGGGCUGCGUUCGCAUGUGGCGGGGCAUUCAGGCCAGGGAGCCCGAGCUCCUGACCGCCAGACUGGAGCGAGGAUUGGCCUCCCUGGAGGACAUGAUCCAAGGGUUUCCAUUGUACGACCCGCAGGACGAGUCCCUCCACGAGGCGCUGGAGCGACUGCGAGGCCGGUUUAAGGUGGUGGCCAGCGGGCUGGGGUGCCUGCAGGACUAUUUUCCAAAAGGGGGUUCGGCGGAGGCGACCUUGAGCUUUUGACCUCGGGCACAGCGACAGCUUACCAGCAAGCCCUCCAUGCUCUCCCCGUACGUUGGGGUGCGAGGCAGGGUGGGGGAUGGGGGGACACGCAAACGAGGCGGGAGCACCCAUCCUGUGUUUCCGUGUACAUUGCAUUUUAGUGUAAUUACGGGCGUGCGGUGGUGGCUGGGAAGUGCCUGUGGUGCUCGGAUGGGUACUGGAGCGCCGAGCAUUUCGACGUCAAUAACGGUUACGCGGUAUGCGCCGUGGCCUUUGGGCAAGUAGGGUGCAGUCCGCUGAGGUGAUGGACCUUUAACGAUUUAGAACCCUUACAAUAGAGAACGCAUAGGGGAUAGGGUUGCGUUGGAACCCUGCGGGCUGGUGUGCACGUGCGCAGCAGAUACACCGGAUUCUGCCUUUCGAUGCGUCACGUUUCGAUUCAGAAGCAAAUGUACGCGGAAAUUCCAAGGAUUGUUUUUUGGACUUCCACGGUCAGUCCAUGGAUGUGCAGCCACCCUGUUGGUUUACACAUGUGGUGUAGCCUAGGCCGCGCUGAGAUGUUUUUGCGGCGGUAGCAAGUCAUCUGCGUAGAAAGUUCCUUGGCUUGGGAUUCGUAGCUGAUGGUACGAUGCUUGUAACAUCAUUUUUAUGGUCAG
Messenger RNA from Volvox carteri f. nagariensis, 1208 nucleotides. RefSeq lists its product as uncharacterized. The coding region runs from base 145 to 573 and encodes 142 amino acids. The record is from RefSeq and is a predicted model, not a curated record. NCBI's taxonomy places the organism in Eukaryota, Viridiplantae, Chlorophyta, Chlorophyceae, Chlamydomonadales, Volvocaceae. The transcript is spliced from 6 exons.